This is a messenger RNA of Brienomyrus brachyistius, 5668 nucleotides long. Its product is annotated as beta-1,4-mannosyl-glycoprotein 4-beta-N-acetylglucosaminyltransferase-like. NCBI's taxonomy places the organism in Eukaryota, Metazoa, Chordata, Actinopteri, Osteoglossiformes, Mormyridae. Gene Ontology annotation, cellular component: membrane. Gene Ontology annotation, biological process: protein N-linked glycosylation; N-acetylglucosamine metabolic process. The coding region runs from base 411 to 2009 and encodes 532 amino acids. Gene Ontology annotation, molecular function: beta-1,4-mannosylglycoprotein 4-beta-N-acetylglucosaminyltransferase activity. The record is from RefSeq and is a predicted model, not a curated record. The transcript has 6 exons.
GGGUUUGAUGAUUGCAGCAGGUGUCACUGCCUACGGUCCAGAUGAGCAUCCGGCUGCCGUUUGCAGUCUCUCAAACCCAAAGCUUGUUUGACACGUGGAAAGCUUGCAGUUUAUUAAAGGACUAAAAAUCGCUUCUUUUUUACCGAAACAGCUGGGCUGCGGCGCACGUAAACGAAGGAAAGACUCAAAGGAAGAAGGGGGGGUCUGCAUGUAAUAUGAGCGGAAAGGGCGUCACUUCGGCGCAGAAGGCAGCGGGGAUGAGUUUACAAGCGAACGAGAAGCGAGAAGAGCGCCGCGUGGGAGCGGAGCAGGCAGCACCGGUGCGAGACCCCGAAACGGGGAUGUGAUCGCCUCUUCUUGCCGGCGGGGACGUGUCUGCAGUGAUCAUCUGAUAAAGACCAAGCGAUGGGAUGAAAAUGCGACGACACAGGCUGUUUCUGCUCUGCACAGUGGGCCUGUGCGUCGUCUCUUUCCUGCACUACUACAAGGCCCUGCACUAUGUCUCUGUGCUGCGGGAACUCUCCGCUCCCUACCCCAACAUCAAGUCAUUCAUAAUGGUCAGCGGCCUCUUCUGGAAAGCCCGGCCCUUUCCCCUGACCAGCACUCAGCCCAGUGAGUCAUUCAAUAUGGACGUCCAGAGAAGUAUGGAGGUAGAGGAGCUGUUUGGGAGUCUCCACCAGCGUAUUGUCAAGCUUCAAGACGACACGGCGUCAUACUUUGUGCGCACCAAAGCAGGAGCCCUGUGCUUCCGAGAGGGGACUGAAACAGCUGCUCCGAAGGAGGACCAAAUGGUGUCGAGCCAGCGGAGGAUGUUACAGCACCAGGAACAGGAGCCGACAUUCCCAGGCAAAGCCAAGCGGGGCAAGCGGCUCGUCAAGUGUGUGUGUCGCCAUGGGUGGCACGGCCCUUACUGUGGCGUCCCCACGAUGGUGUACCACUCCAGUUUGCCCACAAAAGACAGGCUGACGCCCAGGGAGGUCCCUCGGCGAAUCAUCAACGCCAUCAACAUCAACCACGAGUUCGACCUGCUACAUGUCCGUUUCCACGAGCUAGCCCAAGCGGUGGACCUCUUCCUGGUGUGCGAGUCCAACUUCACGGCUUACGGUGAGGGGCGGCCUCUGCAGUUUUUGCACCUUCUCCUGAAUGGGACCUAUGAUUACGUACGACAUAAGAUCCUCUACAUCUUCCUGGACCACUUCCCGCAAGGUGGGCGGCAGGACGGCUGGAUUGCUGACGACUACUUGCGCACCUUCUUGACCCGCAAUGGGAUGUCCCGGGUCAGGGGACUGAGGCCGGAUGAUGUCUUCAUCAUCAAUGAUGCAGACGAGAUCCCCGCACAAGAGGGCAUCCUCUUCCUCAAGCUCUUUGAUGGCUGGACAGAGCCCUUCGCCUUCCACAUGCGAAAGUCUCUCUACGGCUUCUUCUGGAAGCAGCUGGGCUCGCUGGAGGUGCUGUCCGGGUGCACGGUGCGAAUGCUCGGCGCGGUCUACGAGGGUGAUGGCAUCAAGCUGAGGCGGCGGGACUAUUACACCAUGCCGGAGUUCCGCAAGUAUGAGAAUGAGACUGGUCACAUUCUGGUCCAGUGGUCCAUCGGGAGCCCGGUCCACUUUGCUGGCUGGCACUGUUCAUGGUGUUUUACACCAGAGGGCAUCCUCCAUAAGCUCGUCUCAGCCCAGAAUGGAGACUUCCCUCGCUGGGGGGACUUCGAGGACAAGCGGGACCUAAACUACAUCCGGGAGCUGAUCCGUACCGGGGGCUGGUUCGACGGCAGUGUUCAGGAAUAUCCGCCUUCUGACGCCAAGGAGCCCAUGUAUGCUCCAAAAUACCUGCUGGAAAACUAUGACCGCUAUCGCUAUAUGCUGGAGAACCCAUAUGCCAAAAAGGGAGCACUGACUGAACGAGCAGGCACAGACCCCCAGAGGGAGACUCCAUGGAUGGCCUCCCAAGAUGCAUUGCUGUCUGCCCGGUCAGCCGAGGCUGCAGCUCCUCAUGCACGUGGCAGAGAAUGACAGACGGCUCACAAGCUCACGGCUGCAGUUAAUGCAGUGUAGUGCCCUGAGAUCACACUGAAUGUCUGCGGAAGGUUGUAAUCGGCCCAGUAUACACUGCUGCCGCCUCGAGUGUCAGAGGGGCGCGCAGUGGAAGAGCCCGUCACAGGACUCCCAGUGAAGUUACACAGUGUGCUGCUCAUCUACGCAGUUUCCACUUGAAAUCCAAACAGCCCUGUGCAGGAGGGCACGGCGCCCAGCUUGCCACUGCGAUGGCAGCAGGCUGUGCCUUCAUCGCCAAGGCUGGGCACAGCCGGGGUUUCAGGGACACACCACUGUCGUAAAUUGGGAAUAUUUUUUUUUUUUUUUUUUUUUUUUAUGAAAAGGGAUUGUAGUAAGAAAAAAGUUUGUGCAAAAAGAUGAAAUUGCUUGUAAAUAAAUGCACAUAAUUACCUGGGACCAAUAUACAGUUAUCGCUGGUUUUUUAAAUUCUUGCCAAAGAAUCGUCAGUGUGAGGCGGAUUCAUCCGCUUUGAGCCGAGGGCCGUGCUCUCUGCAAUCAAGCGUGAAUUCUCAAGCUUUGUUUCUUUAUUUUUCUUUGUUUUUACCACAGAUUGAUCAGUGUGUUUACGGCUCCUUUGUCACCUAAAAUAUUGCGUUACAACAUACUCCUAUCGCACAAUGUAUUUUUAAAAGUUUGGUACAUAAAUCAACCUGUGGGUGAUUAACAUGAUACCAAUUAACCAUUCAGUUGUCACACCCCUGAGUAAUAAAUGCACCUUAAACAGUGUAAUUAGUAGAGGAAAAGCAACAUCUACUCUCUUAAAUACACAAUACGUUAGUCGCCAUUGUCUGCCACUGCAAACUCGACGUUGGGACUUCAAAGUUGUUUACGCCCAUUAUUGUUUAAUACUCUUGUCACUGAUUUUUAUCUGUUUUUUUUUCCCUGGUUACCGUUGUAUGUGUAUCUGAGUGUCCAAUUACGCAGAUUGAUUCAUAUGAAAAAAUCCAGGUGCCACAAAAGCAAAUAUUUGCUUGGAUGGCUUUACUUACUCUUUUUAUUUUUUCUUAUGAACAAAUUUCUGAAAAAAAAUCAAAAAGAUAUUUAGGAGGAACGUGGUUCUUGCAACUAAUUGUAUACAGAUUUCUUGUGUAUUGUCUUUUUUGAGGGGGUCAGUUUUUUUUUUUUGGUAUGGUGAUGCGAUUUUGUUCUUGAUAUAAUUUAUUGUUGAAGCGUGCCUGGGUUUUCAAAGAGGAAAAAAUCAAAUAUGUAACAUGAGAAGUCAAGCAGAAAACACACAAGGUUAACAAGACCGUCCCGACUGACCACAUUCCACUCCUGUGUAUUAUGUGUCUCACGUUCAGCCAUAAAUAACCACCGGAUCUUAACGUCCUUCACUGUCUCGCCAAAAGUGUCCAUCAGCAUCAGUCUGCUUGUUAGAUGCCAUUGUCAUGGUGUUGAUUUAGCAAAUAAUUGAUUAUAGUGACUUGUACUAAUAAUGUCUUAACCCACAAUGGAACGUGGAAUUUGGAAACUUUGGAAUUUAAGAUCCUAGCAGCCUCUCCUUGUGAAGAGGAUCUCGGGGUUUCGCUUACAGAAGAUGAGCCCUUUGCUGCCGUGUUGUAAAUGCUUGACCUUACAGCAGAGAGUGACCUGGUGCCUUUGCAGAGUUCUUGCCAGAAUUCAGUCUCAGAAACAGCUGUUUGUCCAAAGGCAGGAUUUAUACAUAGUUUUGAUCCUGUUAGUUUCACGAGUGUAUUAUUAUGUAACAAAGGCAGUUUACACACCUUGUGGAUCAUUGACCAGCAGCUACAGCAAUGGGUGACACUGAGACACAAUGACAUAAAAUUAAAGACAGUGACCGAUUCAAUAACAAACACUGUUACAGUGACACAGGCCAACAGGAUUAAUGCACUGAUGUACACAGACCGUUAUGUACAGUGUCAUGGUGACACAGACUGACAGGAACAAUGCACUGAUGUACACUAACAAUGAUGUACACUGUCACAGUUCUAUAGGCUGACAGAUGUAAUUACAAACGCUUCUACGGUGACCCAGACUGACAGGAACGAUGCACUGCUGUACACUGGCAAUGUUGUACAUUGUCAGAGUCAUGCAGACCAACAAGAACAAUGCACUGAUGUACACUGACUGCAAUUUACACUGCACACUGUCGCCAUGACAUAGACUGAAAGGCUUAAUUACAAACACUGUUACAGUGAUGUACACAGUCAGUGAUAUAGACCAACAGAUGUAAUAAAUAAAACUACAGUGACAGACCAACAGGAACGAUGCACUGAUCUACACUGACAGUGAUUUACACUGUCACAGUGACGUAGACUGAGUUAUACAAACAGUUAUAGUGAUGUAGACUGAGAGCUGUGAUUACACAUGCUGCCACUAUAGAGGGAUGAUCAUGUCAGCAGCCUGGAAUACAAAGGGGUGUGUGGCUGUCCCAGUGUGCACUUGGUAGAGGAGCAAAGUGCUCUAUGAAAAUACACCCUUUAACAAACAGCGAAGCAGAGCAUAUACACUUUCCAAUUACAUGCACGAUUUGUUGCCAGGUCUGCCAAACCCAUUUUCAAGGAUGGUUACUCCCUGUAUGAAGAGUGCUUGGGCUCCCCAGUCAAACUUUGGCUGACUUGGUAACAAAGGAGUUAACACUCAAUCCAGCACCCUGUUGGGUGUGCCGGCCUACUCAAGCAAUUGGUUUCAUGUCUCAUAAUGCGAGAUGUAAAGUUGCACCCACUUCAGAUGAUUUGCAGACAACAUGGCUGUGCAUCUGUGUUUGCAAAAAGUACAUCUGCAACUCAUGAACAGAUUUAGACUUGUUUUAUGAUGAGUAUCCAGAGACUGAUUUUGUUCUAAAGUCUGCUUACGCCAGCCCCUGGGCAAUGAGUUUAAUUACCCUGCUCUAGGGUGUUGUUUUGCAUCUGUUAUAUUGUGGCUUGUACCCACUAGCAUCAAUGCUGCACUCCAGCUGUACUUCAAAGAUGGCUUUAAGGGAGUCGUUGCUCCGUUAUGUAUUGCUGUGCCUCAGAAACCCUUCUAUGACUCACCCAGGGUGGAAGCGGGAAUGAGAGCCCGUCAGCCAGUCAUAGUGAGCUCCACACUUCAGCCUGAAAUGGUUCGGCUGACUCUCGUGGCGUCAUGAGUCCCUCGUGAUUCUUCAGCCGUGUCUGGGUCACUGAAAAUACAACUGAGGUUGGUUAGACCAAGAGCUUAUGGCUCAAACGUUACCCUCUUAAAACUGAGCCAAACAAACCAACAUAAGCACAUGGAGACUGAUCAUCCGGCAUCCUACAGGGGGUCAGUCAUCCUUCUCUUACUCUGUUUGACUUCCGGAGUCCAACUUGUGAAAACUGUACAAUGGUACCAAAUUUCCUGGUAUAUUUUGACCAAAGGAACCUAAAUAAAGGGGGGAGCCUGUGCCAGGAUUUUAUAAUGGGGUCAAAACAACUCCAGCAGUCGCAUGGUAAAGGAGAAAAAAGAGAAAUACUUUUUCAUUUCUAUAAUUUUUUAACACAGAAUGGGUAAAAUUGUCCUGUGCUGCAUCAGUGUCCAGUUUCUAAUCACUGAGUUCAAGCAAAAAACCUGUUUUCCAGGACCAGCUGUGUGUUAACCUUGAUAAUAAUGAUUUGCAGAAAAUAUAUGUAAUAAAUUAACAUUUUUUCACAGUA